Molecule: messenger RNA, 411 nt
Organism: Effrenium voratum
Lineage: Eukaryota; Dinophyceae; Suessiales; Symbiodiniaceae
Source: the annotation of a GenBank genome assembly
AUGGAUACUUGGCCCGGGCGAACCCUGGCCGGUGCACAGGAGAAAGUCCUGGAUGCUGGCCAAUGCAGGGAGCUGAUGUUUUGCCGCAUCCUGUCCGAGCUGCCAAAGUUGCUGCCAGUGGAGGGCGACUUGCCCGCGGCCCUGCUCCCAGACUUGGGCUGGGUCUUCGAGGACCCCAGCAGCUCAGAGAGCGACGAGCCGCUCCCCGGGAGCCCGCAGACGCUGCACCGGGAGCGGGAGAGCAAUGCCUCCUUCCGGUCAAUAGCAGCCUCUGUGGAUGAUGACUCGGUUGUGGACCUGCCCGACUGGCUGGAAAGCAAGAAGGAGAGGGGCGAGAGGGUCGGGAAGACUUCAUCCGCACAGUCUGUCGGCAGCGUUGGCAGCGGCUUUUCUGACGUGUCACCAUCCUGA